AUGGUCAGGAACUGGGUGACCCCCAGUGCAUCUGGACACCUUGAGCCACGCCCACAAGGACCGCUGUUCUCACACACCCAGAGUCACAACGGAACACAACAGACUGGGGAGAAAGUUCAGGAACACCUCAUCAGGCUGAGGAGGAAGUCACGGAACACCUCAGCAGGCCAGACUGACGAGGAAGUCUCGGAACACCUCACCAGAACGGAGAGGAAGACCUCGCUAGUUCGGGGAGGAAGUCCCAGUACACUUCAACAGACUAGGGAGAAAUCCCGGAACACCUCAUCAGACUCUAGAAAAAGGCCUGGAACAUCUCACCAGACCAGGGAGGUAGUAUCGGAACCACUCACCAGACCUGGAAGGAUGUACAAAACAUCUCACCAGACCGGCGAGGAAGCCCCAGAACAACUCACCAGACCGGGCAGGAAGUCCCGCAACACCUCACCGGACCUCGCAGGAAGUGUCAGAACGCCUCACCAGCCUAGGGAGGAAGUCCCGGAAGAACUCAUCAAAUUGCAGAGAAAGUCCCGGAACACCUCACCAGACCGGGAAGGAGGUCCCGGAACAACUCACCACGCCGGGCAUGAAGUCUCGGAACACCUCACCAGACUGGGGACGAAGUCCCGGAAGACCUCACCAGACUCUAGAAAAAGUCCUGGAACAUCUCACCAGACCGGGGAGACCACUGAGGAAGUCCCAGAAGAACCCACCAGACUGAGAAGUAAAUCUCGGAAAAACGUACCAGACCGGGCACGAAGUCCCAAAAGUAUUCACCAGACUGACGAGGAAGUCUCGGAACACCUCACCAGAACGGAGAGGAAGUCCAGGAAGACCUCGCUAGUUCGGGAGGAAGUCCCCGAACACCUCAACAGACUGGGGAGAAAUCCCGGAACGUCUGAACAGUCUUGUGACGACGUCCCGGAAACCUCACCAGUCCGGGCAGGAAGUCCCAGAAUAACUCACCAGACUGGGGAGGAGGUCCCGGAACACCUCACUAGACUGGGAUGGGAGCCUUUGAAAAAGACACCAGACUCGGGAAGAAGUAGCGGGACACCUCAUCAGUCAGGGGAGGAAGUCUAUGGACACCUCACCAGACCGGGAAGGAAGUCUCAGAAGAACUCACCAGACUGGAGAGGAAAUCCAGGAACGCAUCCCCAGACCGGGGAGACCGGGAAGGAAGUCUCAGAAGAACUCACCAGACUGGAGAGGAAAUCCCGGAACGCAUCCCCAGACCGGGGAGGUAGUAUCAGAACACCUCAGCAGGCCAGACCGGCGAGGAAGCCCCAGAACAACUCACCAGACCGGGCAGGAAGUCCCGCAACACCUCACAAGACCUCGCAGGAAGUGUCAGAACGCCUCACCAGCCUAGGGAGGAGGUCCCGGAAGAACUCAUCAAAUUGCAGAGAAAGUCCCGGAACACCUCACCAGACCGGGAAGGAGGUCCCGGAACAACUCACCACGCCGGGCAUGAAGUCUCGGAACACCUCACCAUACUGGGGAGGAAGUCCCGGAACACCUCACCAGACUAGAAAAAGUCCUGGAACAUCUCACCAGACCGGGGAGACCACUGAGGAAGUCCCAGAAGAACCCACCAGACUGAGAAGUAAAUCUCGGAAAAACGUACCAGACCGGGCACGAAGUCCCAAAAGUAUUCACCAGACUGACGAGGAAGUCUCGGAACACCUCACCAGAACGGAGAGGAAGUCCAGGAAGACCUCGCUAGUUCGGGAGGAAGUCCCCGAACACCUCAACAGACUGGGGAGAAAUCCCGGAACGUCUGAACAGUCUUGUGACGACGUCCCGGAAACCUCACCAGUCCGGGCAGGAAGUCCCAGAAUAACUCACCAGACUGGGGAGGAGGUCCCGGAACACCUCACUAGACUGGGAUGGGAGCCUUUGAAAAAGACACCAGACUCGGGAGGAAGUAGCGGGACACCUCAUCAGUCAGGGGAGGAAGUCUAUGGACACCUCACCAGACCGGGAAGGAAGUCUCAGAAGAACUCACCAGACUGGAGAGGAAAUCCCGGAACGCAUCCCCAGACCGGGGAGGUAGUAUCAGAACACCUCACCAGACUGGGAAGGAAGUCCCGGAACGUCUGA
Molecule: messenger RNA, 2100 nt
Organism: Haliotis rubra (blacklip abalone)
Lineage: Eukaryota; Metazoa; Mollusca; Gastropoda; Lepetellida; Haliotidae
Product: muscle M-line assembly protein unc-89-like
Exons: 7
Coding region: 1-2100 (699 amino acids)
Source: RefSeq, a predicted model, not a curated record